ACCCGAACAGCCACUGCCAACUGAAAGAGAAAGCAGUUAGGAUAGGAAGAAGCAAAAAUAAAGGCAAUGGCUUCUCUUGCAACCUUAGCUGCAGUUCAACCAACGACCGUCAAGGGCCUUGGUGGAAGCUCUCUCAAUGGAAUCAACCUCUUGGUCAAGCCAGCUCGCCAGAGUUUCAAGCCCAAAAACUACAGGGCCAGUUCUGUGGUUGCAAAGUAUGGUGAUAAGAGUGUGUACUUUGAUUUGGAGGAUAUUGGCAACACAACUGGGCAAUGGGACUUGUACGGGUCUGAUGCACCUUCACCAUACAACCCACUCCAGAGCAAGUUCUUUGAGACAUUUGCAGCUCCAUUUACCAAGAGAGGACUGUUGCUCAAGUUCCUCAUCCUGGGAGGCGGUACCCUCGGUCUUUACCUCAGCGCCACUGCUUCCGAUGACCUGCUACCGAUCAAGAAAGGUCCACAACUUCCACCAAAGCCCGGGCCCCGUGGCAAGAUCUAAUUCACUGCAACUUUUUUAAGCUUUUCAUUGUAUGUACCUUGUUUCAGUUUUCAAACAUGUAAUCCUAAAAUGCAACCUUCAUUAUCGAUCCAAUGACAUUUGUUUCACGCUUA
This is a messenger RNA of Hibiscus syriacus, 614 nucleotides long. RefSeq names its product photosystem I reaction center subunit VI, chloroplastic-like. Bases 67 to 501 code for a protein of 144 amino acids. The transcript has 3 exons. Lineage: Eukaryota; Viridiplantae; Streptophyta; Magnoliopsida; Malvales; Malvaceae. Gene Ontology annotation, biological process: photosynthesis. The record is from RefSeq and is a predicted model, not a curated record. Gene Ontology annotation, cellular component: photosystem I; chloroplast thylakoid membrane; photosystem I reaction center.